This is a messenger RNA of Drosophila innubila, 1184 nucleotides long. RefSeq lists its product as uncharacterized. The record is from RefSeq and is a predicted model, not a curated record. NCBI's taxonomy places the organism in Eukaryota, Metazoa, Arthropoda, Insecta, Diptera, Drosophilidae. Bases 18 to 1001 code for a protein of 327 amino acids. The transcript has a single exon.
CAACAAAAUUAUUGAAAAUGUGCUCUCCAUGCUGCGGUGUCUAUGGUGGUUGCUCUGGUUGCUGUGCUUUAAGAGGUAGUUGUGGUGGUUGCUAUUGUCGUCAACCACCUAGGAUAUCCCAGAAGCUGCUCUUUGCGGAUGAAUAUCGAUGGUUUCAGCGUUGCACGAGCUCAUCCUGUGUGGUUUGUCAAACGAAUAAGGAUCACGAAUGCGCUUGCGCUUGUCGAAGGAAUCGUCACAUUGUCGAGGCCCUAACUUGUCUAUUUAAUACCACAAUACCCUAUAUGUUGACCAUACUAUUCAAGCUGGCGUUUCAGCAGAAUGUGCCGAUGAAACGAUUUCCACGCGAUCGCAAAUGGGAUGUGAUGGAGCAUGUGAAGGCCCCGUAUACGGAACUAAAUGAUUUGGAGAUUUAUGAUAGCAUGUAUGAUCGGUGUGGUCUACCGAUAGAUCCAUUAGAUGAUGAUAAUAUCUAUAAGGUUGUAAGAAUGAUGUUUCUAAUCGCUGUUUUAACCAUCGAUCAGCAAAAGUAUUUAAUUCGAAUGCUGCAGCGUCUCAAUGCCCAUGCCCACAGUCCAGUUAAUUUGGAUUUAUUGCUCCAGACACUGGAGGGCGUUGACCUUAAGGAGCUUAUGUGCAGCAUACGAAAUCAAGAGGCUCUCGUUCGAUGUCUCUACACGGCCCGGCAAUGCAAUGAGCUGUGCAAAUUGUAUCAACAAGUUGUCACCGUGGAUAAGAAUGCGAUUAAACGACGACGCAAGAGGAUUAAAUAUGGCAAGCAAAAUCUAAAGUCAACUGGCGACAUUGAAGAAUCCCCCUCCGUCCGACAGACCCAAUUGAAUCGUCAAUUCUGUGAGCGGAAAGCACCUGAUAUCGUAUUUUCGGGUGAAUCUCCGAAUGUUACCACGCCAUCUAGUGGCCGUCAACGGAUUAGUGCAUUCCGAUCACGUUCCGUUAAUAGUUCCCGUAAUCCCAGUCGUUCAUCCAAACAGCACAACUAAUUCCGGUCUACCUUAUAAUCAACCUAAAAAAAAAAAAAAUUGCACAUUCGUAAUUUUGUUGUUGUCUGGCAUCGCUUUUAAUAACCAACUUUUUUAAUAUUUAUAUACAUAUGUUUUUGGCCAAAUAUAUCAAUCUGACUAUACUCGUUCUAAAUAAUUAAAAUUAUAAAUUCAAUUAAAUAU